AUGGACCACGCCGAUGAGAAGAAUGAGUUGCAGUUUCAGUUCGAAAUGCUACAGAAACAGCAGGAGAAAAAAAAGCUGGAUAGGAAAAAAGCAAAAGAAGCACAUAAGCCUAAUGUCAAAGUUACACAGGAGGAUUCGGAUCAGUUAGAGGAAGGCAGUCCGGCAGACAACCUGUCUGCAAACGACAGUCAGAAUUCGCUUGAGCAGCUGAGAGAGCUACAAGACGAAAAUGGUCGUCUCUUCAAACUUCUCGGAGAAAAGGAUUUUGAAAUUAAAUACCUGAAGAAGAAAAGAGAAGAGGAACGCUUGGCCUUAGCAUGCACAUCAGACUUGGCUGGAGACACAGCAGCCACCAAGAUUAUUGAGCUGUCCAAGAAGAACCGAGGGCUGAGUGCUGAGGUCGAGCAAGAAAAGAUAAAGUUAAAGCAAAACAGUAACAAAAUGAAAGAGCUUGAGAAAGAGCUGCGGUCUGCGUUGGUGCACGUUCCCCCUGGUCAAAAAACUAAAUCCCAGUUAUUUGGUGACUAUGAGGUGGAAAAUCCAGCAGUGAAAUCUCUACAGGAAAAAUUUGCUGCAGCCCAGCUGAAAGUGGCUGAAUAUCGAAACCAGAUUCAAGCCGUCAAACAGGACUUAAAAGUUGCUCAAAAGGUUAUAAUCAGUGAGGUUGGAGAGCAGGUCAACUUUCAGCAAUUACUGAGCUCCCCAAGCAGCUUUACAGGUCGUGCUCAACAGGUUCUGGCUCUGCAGACGAGAGUGCGGGACCUUGAGCAGCAGCUGAAGCGCUCGACUCGGCAGCAACAGCCAAGUGUCGGGACAGAGGAAAAGUCUCUGGGCACAGGGGUCCCUCUGAAAACCAAUCCUCAGCAGAGGAACCUCAGUUACAUCCGCAAAAUCGAGAAUGAGAAGCACAAGGAGUUUGAGAGGAUCUUGGUGGAACAUGAGGACCUCCAGAAAGAAAACUCAGAUUUUAAGAAAAAGAUGGAUGCCUCAAAAGCCAGGAAUAAAAUUCUGUCUGCUGAGAUGAAUACUCUGAAGGGUCAAGUUUCCAUCCUGCUGAUGAAGGGUAAACAUGAUGAUGAGCUGGUGGAGUCUUUUCUGAAGACGCAGGCCCAGAUGCAGGAGGUGCUCAGCAAACAGCAGAACGAUUGGCUCCUGCAGAACGAUCGGCUCCAGCAGAGCCAGCAGAGCCAGCAGAACAGUGAACUCGCAGUGCAGAAUGCUCUCCUGAAGAAUCUUCAGAAGGUUGCUGCAGAGGAAGAGGCGAUCAAAAAAAUCACAACAAAUCCAUGUGAUCUCCAUUGA
Molecule: messenger RNA, 1302 nt
Organism: Limanda limanda (common dab)
Lineage: Eukaryota; Metazoa; Chordata; Actinopteri; Pleuronectiformes; Pleuronectidae
Product: coiled-coil domain-containing protein 13-like
Exons: 9
Coding region: 1-1302 (433 amino acids)
Biological process (GO): cytoplasmic microtubule organization; non-motile cilium assembly
Cellular component (GO): centriolar satellite
Source: RefSeq, a predicted model, not a curated record